UGGUUGCUAGGGGAGUUCUCGCGAUACUACGAGUCCCGCCCUCCCUCGGCUGGGUCCCAAGAUGGCGGCGGAGGCGCUGGAGCUCCUAGCUCGGGUCUCCCGGCUGGAGGAGCCGCUGGAGGAGCUGCGGGCCCUGCGGGUGGCGGUGCAGGCCCUGCCGCUGAGCGCCCUGAGGGAGCGGGCGCCCGACAUCCGCCUCGGAGGCCUCUUCGCUCUGCUCAACGUGAACGACAGAGAACAGGUUGCUUUAUGUGUUUCUAUCUUGGAGCGGUUUCUUCAGGCAGUGGAUCCAUUGUAUGUAAUUCAAAACUUCAGAGAAGAACUUCAGAAAGGACUCUUUCAUCCUGAUGAUUCAGUUAAACUUCUUACCAUAGUCCAGGUUGGAAGAAUAGUUGAAAAUUCAGAUGCUGUAAGAGAAAUUCUCAAUAAUCCUGAAUUACUAAGGCAAAUCAUUUAUUGCAUUGGAGGAGAGAAAAUAGCUGUAGCUAAAGAGGCUAUCAAAUCACUGUCGAGAAUAGCACAGACUCAAGAUGGGCUGGAGGCUUUAUUUGCAAGCAAUUUUUUGGUUGACUUGAAAAAUGUCAUGGCAACAAGUGAUGUUGUGCGAUACAGAGUAUAUGAGUUAAUUGUUGAGAUUUCUUCGGUGUCUGCAGAUUCUUUGAAUUACUGUGCAAACAGUGGACUAAUAUCUGAGCUAAUUGAAGAACUGACUGGAGAUGAUGUGCUGGUCAGAGCUACCAGUAUAGAGAUGGUGACCUCAUUGGCAUACACUAAGCAUGGACGUCAAUAUCUUGCCCAGCAAGGAAUCAUUGAUAAAAUUUCCAAUAUAAUCAUUGGGGCAGAUUCUGAUCCUUUCUCAGGCUUCUAUUUGCCAGGAUUUGUGAAAUUUUUGAAUCUGGCUAGUGUAGACAGCCCGCAGCAGAUCUGUGCAUAUCCCGUCUUUAUGGAAAAAGUGUUUGGAAUGGCCGAAGGCCAUGACCCAACCAUGAUUGGAGUGGCUGUGACACGCUUGCAAUCCUGGGAUCAAUGUGGAGGAAAACAGGUUUUACAGAAAGCUGGGAGUAGAUUUGAACAUCUGUUAAACCGAAUAGGGCACCAAGCAAAGAAUCCCCCAGCAGAGCUAAGACUUCGAUGUUUGGAUGCCAUAUCAUCUCUUCUUUACUUGCCACCAGACCAGCAAACAGAAGACCUACUAGGAAUGACUGAAUCCUGGUUUGCUGCCAUAUCUAGUCAGCCAUUGGAACUCUUCAGGAGUAUUAGUACUCAGCCAUUCCCUGAUCUCCACUGUGGGGCUUUACGAGUGUUUACUGCUAUUGCAAAUCAACCAGUGGGCACAGAAACUGAUGCUGACAGUCCAGGAUGUGUGGAAUAUAUUGUAGACAGAUCUGUGGAACCUGACAAAGCUUCAAAGUAUGCCAAUAUGAACUGGUUAGCCCUUGUAAAUUCCAAAACAAUAGCUGAAAUAUUUGGAAACCAGUACUACUUAAGGCUGAGGGCUUAUCUUCAUGAAGGUCCUUAUUAUGUUAAGGCUGUUUCUACUACUGCUGUGAAGGUGGCAGAAUAAUAUCCACGUCACUGCACUUUUUCCUUUUUUUAGCAAUCCAGUGUUACUGGAGCAGUGAUUGGUCCAAAAUGGCUCCACUUUAGGGGCUCUAACCUCAUGAAAGAAACUUUAGAAAGCACUUGACUCAGUUGUUGUAAUCUGAAAAUAACUAAGAGUUCGGAGAGUAAUUCUCAAAUAGCCAUAGGGCACAGCAUAUCUUUCUUUAAAGAAUCAUGGUGUACAUAAAUCCGCUUCCUGUACAUUUAUUAUAUUAUUUGAAAUAGCGUUGUCUAAUUGACUUAUAUAAGCAGUUUAACAGCUGACACGCAUCUUGUUUUGCAGAAAUUAUUGGUCUUUAUUUAAGUUGAGUGUUCGUUGCUUGGUGAUCCCAUCGUGUUUUCUCACUGAGCCACACUUGAAAAAAGCAGUUUCAUCAACAUCAAAUGUUACAGUAACUUUUUCUUUCUGACAUGGCACCUAAAUGGAAAGUGUGUUUUUAAUUAACUGAUCAUGGCGAUCUGUGAUCUAGUUUAUUACAAUUACACUAGCUACUUUCAGGGGCUUCAUGCCUAUAGGAAGAUGGUGCAAAAAAUAAUUUUUGUUUUUUUUCCAGUUUGGUUUGGCUGGAUGUAAGUCUUGUAUAAACAAACAGUUCUGAAUGUUGUUUACAUCUUAUGUGGAAGGUGAACAUGAAAAUCUUAAAUUUUUAAAGACUGUCUGAUAAGUGAGUGUUAAAACCAAAUUGGAAGCUGCUGUGGUUUUUUUUUUAAUUUUAAGUUAUCAUUUUUAAAUUUAUAUCCGAACUUCAGUAAUGUUAAUUAGAAUAAAAGUGAUAAGAGCAUAAAGCCUUCUGUUUAAGGACAUAAAUUUACCAUGGAGGAAGUAACUCAUGGCUAUAGCCCAGGGAUUGGCAAACUUUGGCUCGUGGCCCGCUAGGGAAAUCUGCUGGCGGGCCAGGAUGGUUUGUUUACCUGCAGUGUCGGCAGGUUCAGCCGAUCACAGCUCCCACUCGCCGUGGUUCGCCAUGCCAUGCUAAUGGGGCUGUGGGAAGUGGUUGUCCAGCACGUGCUUGGCCCGUGCCGCUUCCUGCAGCCUGCAUUGGCCUAGCACGGCGAACCGUGGCCAGUGGGAGCUACGAUCGGCCUAACCUGCGGACGCUGCAAGUAAACAAACCAUCCUGGCCUGCCAGCGGAUUUCCCUGUCAGGCCGUGUGCCAAAGGUUGCCGAUCCCUGCUAUAUAGCCUAUUAUUAUUUGGUAUACGACGUAGGUUUUACACAUUCUCUGAAGAACAGUUUGACUACUUUGGAGGACAGGAUUCCAGACUAGAUGGGCCAUGUAAUGUAUUUUGGUCCACAGAUCAAGACUAUAAUAUAUAUAAAAAUUUUUUUUUCCUUCUGUCUUAUUUUAGACCAUGAAUUAUGUACUAUUUUAGUUCCAAGGAUGAAAAAAUAAAAUCUUGUGGAAUACUCGAAAAAUGUAUUAAAAUGAAAAUUAAGGUAACUACUGGAAGUAGUAAGAAGAAUAUCAAGUUGGAUAUAUGUACAGAAGUAGCUUGUUCAUUUCCCUGUCUCCCAAACCGGGGCAAAUGAAUAGGAUGCCUUGGUUGCACUGCAGCACCCUCUGGCUGAGCCAGGGAGAAAUGGCAUUGGGCUGCAGAGGAAACAACAUCCCGCUGUCCUGCUGCCAGUUGAUUGCUCUGGUGCAGGACCUUUUAAUGGUGAGGCGAGGUGCAAGAGGACUUAGAAAACUAGAGUGUUAGGGGGCAGGAGAGGAAGGUAAUGAGUAAUAUACUAUUUAAAUGAAGAAUAACUUUUUAUGUAACGUGUCUGUCGCUUAUUCUUGUGAACUGGAAUUUUAAAAAAGAUUUUCAUUCGAGAUUAUACAAAUAGUAGUGUAUAAAUCCUAUGCUUGUAGGUGCCCAAUAAAUAUCGUAGACGACAUUACCUCUGCACAGACUGUAUUGGCCAAUAUUAGCUAUGUUUCACUUUUUACGUGGGAAUGACUAAUGACUGUUUCCAUUGGCACAGUGCAUGCACCCAAAAUGCCAGAAAUCAUGCAUGUGGAAAAACUUUAAAUAUUAAGUUAUGUGGAAAAGAAUGUAAAUAUACCUUCCAUUUGGGCUGGCUAGUUUAACUUUAUUAUGUUAAGUGGUUUUGUAUGCUGGUAGCCAUCUGACCAGCUGUACUGACAUUUCAGUAAACUUUUCUACAAUU
Molecule: messenger RNA, 3757 nt
Organism: Dermochelys coriacea (leatherback sea turtle)
Lineage: Eukaryota; Metazoa; Chordata; Testudines; Dermochelyidae
Gene: PSMD5
Product: proteasome 26S subunit, non-ATPase 5
Biological process (GO): proteasome assembly
Cellular component (GO): cytosol
Source: RefSeq, a predicted model, not a curated record